Heterocephalus glaber (naked mole-rat) is the source of this 770-nucleotide messenger RNA. Its product is annotated as oocyte-secreted protein 3-like. The record is from RefSeq and is a predicted model, not a curated record. NCBI's taxonomy places the organism in Eukaryota, Metazoa, Chordata, Mammalia, Rodentia, Bathyergidae.
AGGAGGUCUCAGCUCCAUGGCUGGCAUAAUGAAGGCUAUGCUCAGGAUAGAGGGACAGCUGCUGUUACUUGUAUCCUUGAUGUGGAUUUGCUCUGGGCAAGAACCAGUGUUGGUGGAAUGCAGCCGUUUUAAUUUCCGCGCAAUUGCUAAAAGAGCCCUGUUCCAUCCGCAUAAAUUGGUAGGCCCUGAUGAAUUAUUUCUAGGGACUGGUUGUCCGGCUAUUUAUGUGCGACCAGACGAGAUUGAGUUUGAUUAUCCUGUCAGCUUCUGUGGAAUUGAAAAGCUGGAAUACUACGAUGGAACUGCCUUCCACUCCUUGCUCACAUAUAAACCGAAGCAUGGAUUAGCUGCUGCUGAACUUCAACUAAAGUGUACGGUUCCCAGGCCCUGUGUCCCACCCGAUUACCCUCAAAUGUACCCUCUGCUUGUCGAAAAACCUGAUGCUCAAUACUGGUUUGUGAAACGAUUCAUAUUCUGCGUGGACUGUGGCCAAAGUCACAUCCGGGAUAGCUGGUCAACACCUUAUUCCAGGCCAUACAAUCACUCGCUUCCAUAGUCGUCUUGGCCAGCCUCCAUCCCUUGGGUUUCAGAAGCUCCUGCCCGGGACCCUAAGCAGCAACAAACAGUAACCUGGUUUCAUGAUAGGAUGUGGUCUUCCAUUUUUAUAUAUGUGUGUGUGAGUUUAACUCAUUUUAAUCUAUUGUAAUCCCCUUUAUGAUGCCUUUGAGAAGAGGCUAUUGGUGUUUUUUAAUAAAUGUUGGCAUAUUUUA